Molecule: messenger RNA, 438 nt
Organism: Oikopleura dioica
Lineage: Eukaryota; Metazoa; Chordata; Appendicularia; Copelata; Oikopleuridae
Source: the annotation of a GenBank genome assembly
AUGUCAAGAACGAGUUUCAAUAAAAAUAACGCUGUGGAGGACGUUUCCAAAAGACAAAUCGCGCUGUUAUUCGACAAUCUGGAGCAAACAGAUCAGCUUCGAAGAUGCGAGAAACGAAUCAAGGGCCUUCAGCGGCAGACAGGUCUUUGGGGCAGGGAAGUAUUCGCUGUCGACGAGAUCAUCAAUGACCGGCGAAAUGAGAUUCGAAGUCUUGACAGAUGGCUUGCUGAUAUGUUAAAUCGUCCAGACAUCGAUCAGCUUAAUGCCGACUUUUCCGACGCGAGUCAGUGCCAAAAGUGGUCUUCAUCGCUUCGAUACAUGGAUGAAAUUCAGAAUGACGUAAAGCAACGAAAAGCCGAGGCAAAACGAGCUGAAGAAGAGAGGAAAGCACAGGAACUGGCUGAACUUGAAGCUGCUCAAAUGAGAUUGAAAUCAUAG